GCCAGGGGCUCUUUGAAUAGAUCAGAGAAAAAUAAUGAAUAAAAAUGAGCUCGCCGCUCGGGCUUGGAGCCCACAGUGCGGAGAAUUUAACCAGGAGCCAAAUGCGUUUCUUAUUGCAGCGGUUGAGUCACUGGCAAGAUCUGCCUGAGGUGAGCCGGGCACAUCCGCGUUAGGACUCGGAGACACGCCUUCUUCUCACACAAACCUUCCUGAUCCAGUGGCCUCGGAGGACUCCCAGGGGUGGUGCUACCAGACCUGCCACUUGCAGUCCCGACUGGCAGGGGCUGGGGACCGCCUGGCUUUGGACCUAUCCCGAGCCACAGGUUGGAAAAAGAAGGAGCCUUUCCUAUGCCCGUCGCCCGGUGAAGCAGAUCGUGCUUGGUGGCCGGUCCCGCGGCUGGGGACGGGAAAGAGACGUCGCUGAAAUCUGACACCAGCCUCCUCGGCGCUGAAACUUCGCAGGCUGGCCUACCAACGCCAUCACUAUGACCGAUGGGGACUAUGACUAUCUGAUUAAACUCCUGGCCCUUGGAGAUUCAGGGGUUGGGAAGACGACAUUUCUUUAUAGAUACACAGAUAAUAAAUUCAACCCUAAAUUCAUCACUACAGUGGGAAUAGAUUUCCGGGAAAAACGUGUGGUUUAUAACACACAAGGACCAAAUGGAUCUUCGGGGAAAGCAUUCAAGGUGCAUCUGCAGCUUUGGGACACUGCAGGACAAGAGAGGUUCCGGAGCCUCACCACCGCGUUUUUCAGAGACGCCAUGGGCUUCUUGUUAAUGUUUGACCUCACCAGUCAACAGAGCUUCUUAAAUGUCAGAAACUGGAUGAGCCAACUGCAAGCAAAUGCUUACUGUGAAAAUCCAGAUAUAGUAUUAAUUGGCAACAAGGCAGACCUGCCAGACCAGAGGGAAGUCAAUGAACGGCAAGCCCGGGACCUGGCUGAAAAAUAUGGCAUACCAUAUUUUGAAACAAGUGCUGCUACAGGACAGAAUGUAGAGAAAUCUGUGGAAACCCUUCUGGACUUAAUAAUGAAGCGAAUGGAACAGUGUGUGGAGAAGACACAAGUCCCCGACACUGUCAAUGGUGGAAAUUCUGGAAAGCUAGAUGGGGAAAAGCCCGCAGAGAAGAAAUGUGCCUGCUAAACUCUACCUAGGAACUGAUAAUCAAGAACCCCACCCAAAUAUUCCUCCCCAAAGCAAUGAUAAGCCACACAAUCAUUGUUGAGUAGACCAUGAACAAAGGCAUGUCUUUCUUUUUCUGCCAGAUCUGUUUUAGGAAAUCAGAGUAGUCAACAGUGUUCGAACAAAUUGACCAAUUCUCCUUGAGCCCCUUCCAACACAAAGAUUUUUUUUUAAGGUGAUCUCACCAUCAUGGAUUUUUUUUUUUAAUAAAGAAGUUGAGCAUAUA
Molecule: messenger RNA, 1407 nt
Organism: Marmota flaviventris (yellow-bellied marmot)
Lineage: Eukaryota; Metazoa; Chordata; Mammalia; Rodentia; Sciuridae
Gene: Rab27b
Product: RAB27B, member RAS oncogene family
Molecular function (GO): GTP binding; GTPase activity
Source: RefSeq, a predicted model, not a curated record